AUGUGCAACGAAAUAAUAGCAGUUAGUCCGGAUCUCGUUUUCACGGAGAAAGGCGUCUCUGAUUUGGCGCAGCACUUCCUGGUGAAAGCUGGCAUAACUGCCAUAAGACGCUUGAAAAAGACCGACAAUAAUAGACUUGCUCGAGUAAGUGGAGCAACGAUUGUGAACGAUACGCAGCAUUUGCGUGAGGAAGACGUUGGUGUGAAUGCAGAUUUGUUUGAAAUUAAGAAAAUCGGCGACGAAUAUUAUGCUUAUGUUACAUCAGAAAAAACUACUGCUGUUACAGUUGUUGUGCGCGGUCCGAGCAAGGAUAUCAUAAACGAAGUGGAGCGUAAUCUUCAAGAUGCAUUAAGCGUUGCACGCAACGUGAUGAUCACCCCACGUCUUGCUCCUGGCGGUGGAGCGCUAGAAAUGGCUUUGGCUCAGGUACGGUUUUCCUUUCAUUCCUGCUUUUCCUGUAUAAAACAGAAGCAUAUCGUAGCGAUGCCGCAACUGUGUGUUCACGUGCCUAUUUGUAUGUGCAUGUGUAUGGAUGUGUUUUCGUUUUCGGGGAAUUUAUUCCAGAAUAGCAAAUAG
This is a messenger RNA of Gongylonema pulchrum, 576 nucleotides long. The record is from the annotation of a GenBank genome assembly. Lineage: Eukaryota; Metazoa; Nematoda; Chromadorea; Rhabditida; Gongylonematidae.